UUCGUGUUCGUGAUGUUUUAACAGUUUUCCUUUUCAAAAGUGAAGAAGAAAAGACGAGAAGUCAUCUUGAUAAUAAACUCAUCCCUUCUUCAUCCCUCUUUCUUCUCCAGUCUGUAAGGGGAGCUGUGAGGGAUUCAUCAUGGGGAAUUUUAAAGGCCAUGCGCUACCCGGCAGCUUGUUUCUGAUCAGCGGUGUGUGGUGGGCGGUGAAGUACUCGCUGUGGUACGCCACCCGCAGGAACAAGAGCGCUGGUGCAGCGAGGCUCACAACAAGAGCCACACAGCACCGCCUUGAAAUCUUUGAAGGAGCCGUGAUGCUGUUCUGCUCUGUUAUCGGAAUGCUAGCAGAACAGUUUACAGUGGACGGCCCGAAACUCCACCUGUACACCUCAUCCACUCAGCACUGGGCCAAACUGAUGAACUGGCAGCACACAACCAUGUACCUGUUCUUCGGCCUGGCUGGAGCCACGUCACUCGCCGUCCACAGCACCAGCGCAGUGCCUCUGGCUUUAGAUCGCUUACUGCUGGGCCUCGCUUUCUUCAACGAAGGAUUCCUGUUCCUCUAUCACCUGCAUGGCAGAGACAUGCUGGAUGUCCACGUGCACAUGCUCCUGCUGUAUGCCGUGUUCGGAGGAGCUCUCAUCUGCCUGCUGGAGGUCUUCCACAGAGGAAACGUCCUGCUGGAGCUCUUACGCGCCGCGCUCUGUCUGCUCCAGGGCAGCUGGUUCUGGCAGAUUGCGUUUGUGCUGUACCCGCCGAGUGAGGUGAAGUGGGAUCCGUCCGAUCACAGCAACAUGAUGUUCAUCACCAUGUGUUACAGCUGGCACCUGGUCUUCGCGCUCAUCAUCGUGGCUGUAGCACACACCACUGUUAUAUGCGUGGUACGUUCCAAACUCAGGAGGACGCCACCGAUGGAGAUGGGUCUGCUGAAACCACAGGAAAGAGAAGGAGACUCUGAAGAUGAGGGUUUAUAAGUACAAUGUUUAUCCUCCGUCAAUCAGGUUUUCGCAGUAAAGACACGCUCGAGAGCUGCCUGUAAAUGCCAGCAUGAUCAAAACUAGUGACCAGGACAGGGUUCACUUCCUGUCGUCUCAACCCACUACUCUGAAUGUGAGUGGUGACGGUUUAUCUUCAGCUGCCUUUUUGAUCUUCUCUUAAAAGGAAUACUCUUGUAUUUU
This is a messenger RNA of Neoarius graeffei (lesser salmon catfish), 1177 nucleotides long. It is a transcript of the gene tmem45a, whose product is annotated as transmembrane protein 45a. The transcript has 6 exons. NCBI's taxonomy places the organism in Eukaryota, Metazoa, Chordata, Actinopteri, Siluriformes, Ariidae. The coding region runs from base 140 to 973 and encodes 277 amino acids. The record is from RefSeq and is a predicted model, not a curated record.